AUGGCGACUCCAGCUUUAGCCAAGCCGCUCGCGCCUACCCCCAAGCUACCAGACCUCUCCGGUGAAACCAUCGCUGUUCAGGUUGGCAAUGAAGUCGUUCACGUACACGAAUUUCUCAUUAGCAGCAGUUCCGAGUUCUUCAAGAAUGCCACAAAACCAGAAUGGAGGACCGAGUCUCGCCCAAUUGAUCUAUCCGACGAGCAGCCCCACAUCUUCAAGAGAUACUGUCAAUGGCUGUACUCUGGUCACAUUGCCCCAGACCUCCCAGAAAAAAGCAUCCUCCAGUGUCUCGCGUACAUGUACGUCCUGGGUGAGAAGAUCGUGGAUCAUGAAUUCCAGAAUGCAGUCAUACAAGCCAUAAUCUCUGAUAUGGGUCGAAAGAACAAGGUACCAAGCCUGGGAACUAUCAAGAUCAUCUACGAUGGAACGACCGAGGGAUCUGCUGCAAGACGUCUUCUUGUUGACAGUUGGGCUCACGACAUAAUUUCUUCCUGGAAGGCUAAGAAGGACCUUCUCGAGGAUGCCUAUAGGCCCUUUCUCAACGACUUGUUUCUUGCGGUAGUAGAAAAACGAUUAUCGUCACCUCUGCCCGAAAACGAACCAUGGAUCUUGCAGCCACACCCGUAUCACCGCGAGGCUGCUGUCCUCAAGAGCGACGUGGCGGAGCAGAAGGAUGGCGAGAUGAAUUCUGAACUUGUAGGUCGGGACCAGAUGGAUAUCUCGGAGGCUUGA
Alternaria alternata is the source of this 732-nucleotide messenger RNA. RefSeq lists its product as hypothetical. Gene Ontology annotation, molecular function: protein binding. Bases 1 to 732 code for a protein of 243 amino acids. The transcript is spliced from 2 exons. The record is from RefSeq and is a predicted model, not a curated record. Lineage: Eukaryota; Fungi; Ascomycota; Dothideomycetes; Pleosporales; Pleosporaceae.